Cololabis saira (Pacific saury) is the source of this 1276-nucleotide messenger RNA. RefSeq names its product zinc finger protein 501-like. Gene Ontology annotation, cellular component: transcription regulator complex; PcG protein complex. Bases 1 to 921 code for a protein of 306 amino acids. The transcript has 3 exons. The record is from RefSeq and is a predicted model, not a curated record. Gene Ontology annotation, biological process: regulation of transcription by RNA polymerase II. Gene Ontology annotation, molecular function: DNA-binding transcription factor activity, RNA polymerase II-specific; RNA polymerase II cis-regulatory region sequence-specific DNA binding. Lineage: Eukaryota; Metazoa; Chordata; Actinopteri; Beloniformes; Belonidae.
AUGGCGUCCACCGCGGCAGGGAAGCAGCGGAUCCCCGAGGUGGCGAAGGUGAAGAACGACGCUCCUGCCGAGGUGCAGAUCACCGCCGAGCAGCUGCUGAGAGAAGCCAAGGAGAGGGAGCUGGAACUUCUGCCGCCCAAGCAGGAGAUUACCGACAAGGAGGAGCUCAACGACUCCAAGCUGAGGAAGAGGAAGAAUCAUAAAGGAAGACCCAAAAGACACUGCUGUGAUGAUUGCGUGCAAGUCAGUUGCGAUCAGUGUGGAAAGGCUUUUGCCCAACAAUGUGAUCUAAAGCGACACCAACGUAUUCACACUGGAGACAAGCCUUACAGCUGUGAUCAGUGUGGGGCGGCUUUUGCCCAGCAAGGUCAUUUGACGAGACACCAACGUAAGCACACUGGAGACAAGCCUUACAGAUGCGAUCAGUGUGGAAAGGCUUUUACCCAGCAAGGUGAUCUAACGAAACACCGACGGAUUCACACUGGAGACAAGCCUUACAGAUGCAAUCAGUGUGGAAAAGCUUUUGCCCAGCAAGGUGAUCUAACGAAACACCGACGGAUUCACACUGGAGACAAGCCUUACAGGUGUGAUCAGUGUGAGGCGGCUUUUCCCCGGCAAGAUCAAUUUACGAAACACCAACGUAUUCACACUGGAGACAAGCCUUACAGAUGCAAUCAUUGUGGAAAGGCUUUUGCCGAGCAAGGUAAUUUGACGAGUCACCAACGUAUUCACACUGGAGACAAGCCUUACAGAUGUGAUCAGUGUGGAGCGGCUUUUGCCCAUAAAAGUAACCUAACGACUCACCAACGUAUUCACACUGGAGACAAGCCUUACAGGUGUGAUCAGUGUGGAGCGGCUUUUGCCCAACAAGGUCAUCUAAAGCAACACCUACGUAUUCACACUGGAGGUGUACAUUUGUGAUCAGUGCUGAUAUCAUUUAUUUUGAGAGUUCAGUUAAAAUGCACCAGUUUAGUUAAUUUAGUUUGAAAGAAAUAAUUCUGGUUGUUAGAUUGUGGGAAACAUUUUUGAAUAUAUUUUUAAAAAGCAGCAGAUUCUUACAGCUGUAAGAGCUGUUCAGUUAUAACCAGAUUUAGAAAAUGAAGUAGAAUUCAAUUCAAAAGUCUUUAUUUUGAGCAUGAUGGUAGUGUAAGUAACAGACAUGCUCGAACAUACUUGAACAAUCAAUGCAAUAGAUUUUUUUUUUGAAGCAGCAGAAGUUUUGACAUGUUCAAAAAGAAGUAAGAAGUAAAAAAAAUGUCUCCUUCCCCCUUGAACU